Molecule: messenger RNA, 1791 nt
Organism: Molossus molossus (Pallas's mastiff bat)
Lineage: Eukaryota; Metazoa; Chordata; Mammalia; Chiroptera; Molossidae
Gene: NOAZFP
Product: zinc finger protein 330
Exons: 10
Coding region: 159-1115 (318 amino acids)
Cellular component (GO): nucleus
Molecular function (GO): zinc ion binding
Source: RefSeq, a predicted model, not a curated record
GAGUCUGAAAGUGACUGUCCGCCCUGCCUUGGUCUCAGUAGCUUUUAACCGCGAAUCGUGGCCCACGAGCCGGACUAGCUGUCUCCGCGGGUCGGCGUCACGCCGUCCCCUGCGCUCUGCCCGCGGAGUGAGCCGGGCCUCCCCGCGAGGACGGGAAAAUGCCUAAAAAAAAGACCGGUGCCAGGAAGAAGGCAGAGAACCGCCGGGAACGGGAAAAACAGCUGCGAGCAUCCAGAAGCACCAUAGAUUUAGCUAAACACCCGUGCAACGCCUCAAUGGAAUGUGACAAGUGUCAGAGGCGGCAGAAGAAUAGAGCAUUUUGCUAUUUUUGUAAUUCUGUACAGAAGUUACCAAUUUGUGCACAGUGUGGGAAAACAAAGUGCAUGAUGAAGUCUUCGGACUGUGUCAUUAAGCAUGCUGGUGUGUACAGUACUGGCCUUGCGAUGGUGGGUGCAAUAUGUGACUUCUGUGAAGCUUGGGUUUGUCACGGUAGGAAAUGUCUCAGCACUCAUGCCUGCGCCUGCCCUCUUACUGAUGCUGAGUGUGUGGAAUGUGAACGAGGUGUCUGGGACCAUGGAGGCAGAAUAUUUAGUUGUUCUUUCUGCCAAAACUUUCUCUGUGAAGAUGAUCAAUUUGAACAUCAAGCCAGCUGCCAGGUUUUAGAGGCGGAAACAUUUAAAUGUGUUUCAUGUAAUCGGCUCGGUCAGCAUUCUUGUCUCCGUUGUAAGGCUUGUUUCUGUGAUGAUCAUUCAAGGAGCAAGGUGUUUAAACAAGAGAAAGGAAAACAGCCUCCCUGCCCCAAAUGUGGACAUGAAACUCAGGAAACGAAGGAUCUCAGCAUGUCAACACGCUCCCUAAAAUUUGGCAGGCAGACUGGAGGUGAAGAGGGAGAUGGAGCUUCUGGGUAUGAUGCCUAUUGGAAGAACCUUUCAUCUGAUAAGUAUGGUGAUACCAGCUACCAUGAUGAGGAGGAUGAGUAUGAAGCAGAGGAUGAUGAAGACGAUGAUGAAGCUGGAAAGGAUUCAGAUGCUGAGUCAUCAGAUUUGUUUACUAGUUUAAAUUUAGGAAGGACCUAUGCCAGUGGCUAUGCGCACUACGAGGAACAAGAGGACUAGGGGAGCUGCUUGCCCACUGGUGACCUUGUCCGAGGGAGCAAGAAAGUGUGUGCUUGGUGAGUUGUGUGGGUGUUCAGGAGUACUGUCACUUAGCCUUGUGCAAAAGACUGGCCAGACUUACUGGGACAAGGAGGAGGGCAUAGCAUUUUUAUAGGAACUGAUAAUCAGGCGUAUAACAUAAGAAAAUGAAUUUCAAAUGUAACAUGUUUAUCGAUACACGCAAUUGAAACAUCAUGAAUUGGAUUUUUACUGAUUUCAGUAAUCUGGUAGGUUUUGCCAAUUAGAUACAUAUAUAGGAUAAAGGAAUAGGAGGGUAAUAUAUUUGAAAUUAAAUUGCUGUUUUUAUGAAAAAAUACUGCUUAUAAUUCAUUCUGUUAUGAUUUUGUAAAAUGAAUUGUAUUUUUCCUUAUAUGUCCACAGAAUAUAAGUCAGAUGUUCUAUGCUAAAUUUUCAUUAAAUUUUUGUGUCAUCUUACAUAGUCAUGAUGUGUGUGCUUUAGCAACUGAUUCAUUUAUUUCUUUACAUUGUACGUCCUGAACAGUACCUAUUAAUGCCUAAAUGUACAAAGGCGACUACAUAGCCAUGUUUCAGACACAGAAUCAGAAAUAGAAUUAUUACACAGAUGCUUUGCCCAGGAAAUUUCAUUUCUUUUUUAAUAAAUCUAAUAUUACAGUUA